AUUCAUCACAAUAAUAUUCAGUCAUUAAAGCACUUUGCAGCAUACCGGUCAUCAAUUAAGUAUCUUUCGGGUUCAUAAAAAAAAAAAAUAUACAGAAAACAAUAUGUACCUGAAAAAUUUGUUAAUUUUUGGUUUUAUAAUUUCGUUCACUGAAAUACAGGCACGUUCGGUUGAAGACAAUGAUCCAGUAGGAAAUGAUGAAGAUUCUAAUAGAAAUGGAAAUAGAACAAUUCAAGAUUUUGAAAGUUCUACCGAAAGAAAUUUUUCUGAUGUCGAUUUACUCAAUUCGGCAAUAUUUACUCAUAAUAAUAAAAGAAUUACUGUUUAUAACGAUUAUAAUCUGGUCAAAACAUGGUCUAUAAAUAAUAACAAUGGUGUCAUGACCAUCACUAAUGUUAAUAGUAAUAAAAUUACACUGACUAUUAAUAACAGCAGUAAUUCAAUUAUUACUGACAAUAAUAGUAAUAAUGAAAACACAAUUAUUAUUGAUAAUAAUAGUAAAAAAAUUACUGCUACUAAUUACUAUAACAAUAAAAAUACGAUAAUUAUUAAUAAUAAUAGCGAAAUGAUUACUACUAUCAAUGGUUUUAACACUGAAAAUAAAAUAAAAAUUGAUAAUAAUAGUGAUAGACUUGCUAUUAAAAAUGUUAAUAAUGGUAAUACAAAUAUAAUUACGAUUGGCAAUAGUAGUAAUUUAAUUACUAUUGAUAAUAACAGCCACAACGAAAACACAAUAAUUAUUAAUGGUGAUAGUAAAAUAAUGACCAUUAAUAAUAAUGACCGUAAUAAAAAUACGAUUACUAUUAAUGGUAGUAGUGAACUUAUUAUUGUUAAUAAUAAGCAUAACAAUGUAAACAAAAUUACUAUAGAAAAUAGAAGAGGAAAGAUUAUUAUUAAUAAUAAUAACAAUACUAGUAAUGUUAAUAUAAUUAACGCUAAUAAUUAAUAUUGUAACGAAAGUGAAUCUGAUUUUUUUAAAUAUUUGAAUAUCUAGAAAACAAAUGCCUUGUUCUCUUGUUUUAUGGAAACGCGACUAAUAGAGUCAAUCAGUCAUACAUUGACAACUAAAUAGCGCAUAUCUGUAUUUUAAU
This is a messenger RNA of Microplitis mediator, 1091 nucleotides long. Its product is annotated as myb-like protein D. Bases 104 to 946 code for a protein of 280 amino acids. The transcript has 2 exons. Lineage: Eukaryota; Metazoa; Arthropoda; Insecta; Hymenoptera; Braconidae. The record is from RefSeq and is a predicted model, not a curated record.